UGCCAGAUGUCCUGAACCGAGACUCUCUCAAGGAGGUGAUUCCGGGAGGCUCGAAAUCCAGCUCACCCCACCGCACCCCCCCGGGGCAAGGGAGACGUCUCAAGGAGCCCACGACUACCAACAACAACCACCACCACCACGACCACCACCACCACCACCACGAUGGUCCUCCCAGCCCUGAGCGCCGAGCCGACCUUCAAGAAGCUCUGCGAGUGGCACGCGGCAAACGCCUCCGCCCUGCACAUGCGCACGCUCUUCCACGAUGACCCGAAGCGCUUCGACAAGUUCAGCACGGUGCUGAAGACCGAGGAUGGGGAGCUCCUCUUUGACUACUCUAAGAACCUCAUCAAUGAAGAGGUGAUGAAGAUGCUCGUGGACAUGGCAAAGGCACGUGGGGUGGAGAAGGCCCGAGAACAAAUGUUCUCUGGCGAGAAAAUCAACUUCACCGAGCACCGUGCAGUUCUGCACGUGGCGCUGAGGAACCGCUCGGGGAAGCCGCUGAUGCUGGAGGGGAAAGACGUGAUGCCCGGAGUGAAGGCCGUGCUCGAGAAGAUGAAGGCCUUCUGUCACCGCGUGCGCUCCGGCGAGUGGCUGGGCUACACGGGGAAGCCCAUGACUCACGUGGUGAACAUUGGCAUCGGAGGGUCGGAUCUGGGCCCCCUGAUGGUGACGGAGGCCCUGAAGCCGUACUCCGUGGGGGGUCCCAGCGUCUCGUUCAUCUCCAACAUCGACGGCACGCACCUAGCCAAGACGCUGGCCAGCCUGCAGCCCGACACCACCCUCUUCAUCAUCGCCUCCAAGACGUUCACCACUCAGGAGACCAUCACCAACGCUGAGUCGGCAAAAGCCUGGUUCCUGGAGAAAGCAAAAGAUGCUUCCGCUGUCGCCAAGCAUUUCGUGGCACUCUCCACGAACGGGCCCAAGGUGCAGGCGUUCGGGAUCGACACGGCCAACAUGUUUGAGUUCUGGGACUGGGUGGGCGGGCGAUACUCUCUGUGGUCAGCCAUCGGUCUCUCCAUCGCCCUGCACAUCGGCUUCGACAACUUUGAGAAGCUGCUGGAUGGCGCCCACUGGCUGGACAAGCACUUCCAGGAGGCUCCGCUGGAGCGCAACGUGCCGGUGCUGCUGGCGCUGCUGGGCACGUGGUACAGCAACGUGUACCGCGCCGAGACCCACGCCAUCCUGCCCUACGACCAGUACAUGCACCGCUUCACUGCCUACUUCCAGCAGGGGGACAUGGAGUCGAACGGCAAGUCGGUGACGCGCUCCGGCCAGCACGUGGACUACCACACGGGCCCUAUCGUGUGGGGAGAGCCGGGGACCAAUGGGCAACACGCAUUCUACCAGCUCAUCCACCAGGGAACGCGCCUCGUGCCGUGCGACUUCCUCAUCCCGGCUCAAACCCAGAACCCCGUCCGCGGCGGUCUCCACCACACGGUCCUCAUCGCUAACUUCCUGGCCCAGACCGAGGCGCUGAUGAGGGGGAAGACUUCAGGCGAGGCCAAGGCUGAACUUGAGGCCUCUGGCCUCACUGGCGAGGCCCUCGACAACAUUCUUCCUCACAAGGUGUUUGUGGGAAACUGCCCGACUAAUUCCAUCGUGUUCUCCAAGCUCACCCCGAACAUGCUGGGCGUCCUCAUUGCCAUGUAUGAGCACAAGAUCUUUGUUCAAGGCAUCAUCUGGGACAUCAACAGCUUCGAUCAGUGGGGGGUGGAGCUGGGGAAGCAGCUGGCCAAGGUGAUCGAGCCGGAGCUCACGACGGCCCAGCCGGCCACGGGUCACGACUCUUCCACCAACGGCCUCAUCAACUUCAUCAAGGCCCAUCGCAAAUGAGCGGCUCCCAGCGGCUCUGCGGGAGUUGUGGGGGGGGUGGGGGGGGGUUGUGGGGGUGUUCGGAGAUGUCGGGGGCCCUCGGCAGCUCCAUAGGACCCCUGUGCAAUGAUCUCAGAAUUGCUGCUUCAUCUGGGAGCUCCUCACAUCAAAUCUAACGCCUCUAGUGUGUGUCGUUUAUUUUUUUCGACUGGCGCACAUCUGAGCCGUGCCGAGCCAGCCCUCGGCACGGUCCAGGUUGCUCUUUUUCACUGCGGGAACCGAGCCGCGGAGAGUCACGCGCGCGACGACGCCAGCACCGUACCGUGCUGGCCUCGAGCUGGCUUGGCUCAGAUGUGCCAGUGGAAAACCACUCGUUCCGUGCUUGCCUCGAGCUGGCUUGGCUCAGAUGUGCCAGUGGAAAACCACCCGUACCGUGCUGGCCUCGAGCUGGCUUGGCUCAGAUGUGCCAGUGGAAAACCACCCGUACCGUGCUUGCCUCGAGCUGGCUUGGCUCAGAUGUGCCAGUGGAAAACCACUCGUUCCGUGCUUGCCUCGAGCUGGCUUGGCUCAGAUGUGCCAGUGGAAAACCACCCGUACCGUGCUUGCCUCAAGUUGGCUUGGCUCAGAUGUGCCAGUGGAAAACCACCCGUACCGUGCUUGCCUCGAGCUGGCUUGGCUCAGAUGUGCCAGUGGAAAACCACCCGUACCGUGCUUGCCUCGAGCUGGCUUGGCUCAGAUGUGCCAGUGGAAAACCACCCGUACCGUGCUUGCCUCAAGUUGGCUUGGCUCAGAUGUGUCAGUGGAAAACCACCCGUACCGUCGUGGCCUCGAGCUGGCGCGGCUCAGAUGUGCCAGUGUAAAACCACCCGUACCGUGCUGGCCUCAUGUUGGCUCGGCUCAGAUGUGCCAGUGAAAAACCACCCGAAACUCGGUCGGAACGGGCAACUGGACAUACGACGGACAGGUUUUGUUCGUAUCUCUGAAAGUUCCUAAGUCGAAUGUUCGUAAGUACAAGGAGUAUCUGUAUCUUCAGCGUGGCCUAUUACCUUGCGAACGCACCGCCCCCAAGCGAUGACGAAUCACCCGUUGACUUCAACGAUUCGUCGUUUCGCACAGGUACCCUGCGCGGCUAAAUAAAUAAACAAUUCAGGCGACCGCA
This is a messenger RNA of Lethenteron reissneri (Far Eastern brook lamprey), 2971 nucleotides long. Its product is annotated as glucose-6-phosphate isomerase-like. Gene Ontology annotation, cellular component: cytosol. Gene Ontology annotation, molecular function: glucose-6-phosphate isomerase activity; monosaccharide binding; carbohydrate derivative binding. NCBI's taxonomy places the organism in Eukaryota, Metazoa, Chordata, Hyperoartia, Petromyzontiformes, Petromyzontidae. The record is from RefSeq and is a predicted model, not a curated record. Gene Ontology annotation, biological process: glucose 6-phosphate metabolic process; gluconeogenesis; glycolytic process.